Molecule: messenger RNA, 965 nt
Organism: Oryza brachyantha (malo sina)
Lineage: Eukaryota; Viridiplantae; Streptophyta; Magnoliopsida; Poales; Poaceae
Product: eukaryotic translation initiation factor 4B2-like
Exons: 1
Coding region: 72-881 (269 amino acids)
Source: RefSeq, a predicted model, not a curated record
CCCUCCCUACCUCUUCCACCACCACCGCCGCUUCCGCCUCCGCCCGCCGCCGCUCGAGAGGAGGAGGCACAAUGCUGGAGGCCGUGAUCCCCGCGGUGUGGAGCGCCGUCCACGGCUGGUUCACCCCCGCGGUGCUGUUCCUCGUACUCAACAUCGUCAUCGGCACCAUCGCGGUCACCUCCAAGGUCGCCGCCUCCUCCUCCUCCUCCGCCGGGGAGGGGGACGCUGCUGGGGGCGGCGGCGCGGGAGGGUUUUGGGCUGGGGGUGGGGGAGGGGGAGGGGACCACAGGAGGCUCUCCCGCUUCCCGUCGAUGGCGCUCGACCGGCUCCGCUCGUUCAACCUCUCCGGCCGGUUUGCCGCGGCUGCCCCCGAGCCGGCGGUGGUGGCCGGGGUUCUGGAUCUGGGGGCAGGGGCACACGACGAGGCGUCGGUGAAGGAGGUGGGUGAGAGCGAGCGCGAGCGGGAGAUGGAGCAUGAGGACCACGCGCACAUGGAGAGGAGCAAGUCGGAGGCGGCGGCGGCGGAGCUCCCGCGGCUGCCGGCGCGGCUGCGCAAGUCGGCCAGCGACAGGUCGGCGUUCGCGCACUUCGAGGCCGAGAACGAGGAGCGGGCCGACGCGGUGGAGGCGCGGCGCCCGGCGACGACGAGGGACCAGCCGCGCGUGUGGCUCCGCGCGACCGACGCCUCGGAGCCGGAGUCCGACUCCGGCGACGAGGUGGAGCCGGACGAAAUGGACGACGCCGCCGGCGAGGUGGACGCCCGCGCCGACGACUUCAUCAACAACUUCCGCCACCAGCUGAAGCUCCAGCGCAUCGACUCCUACCUCCGCCACCGCGACAUGCUCCGCCGCGGCCACGCCGCCGCCGUGGCCACCGACUAGUGCUCCACCCCGCGCGAUUCCGAGCAACCCGAGGGGGCUCGCCGCAAAAAAAAAAAAAAGAAAAGAAAAAACCGCUCAUAAAAA